Molecule: messenger RNA, 4190 nt
Organism: Falco peregrinus (peregrine falcon)
Lineage: Eukaryota; Metazoa; Chordata; Aves; Falconiformes; Falconidae
Gene: ABHD5
Product: abhydrolase domain containing 5, lysophosphatidic acid acyltransferase
Exons: 7
Coding region: 88-1215 (375 amino acids)
Biological process (GO): positive regulation of triglyceride catabolic process; negative regulation of triglyceride storage
Cellular component (GO): lipid droplet
Source: RefSeq, a predicted model, not a curated record
CCGCUCUAUGGUGUGGGUGGCCGCCGCGAGGAUGACGCAGGCGGCGGGCGGGCGGGCAGGCGGGCGCGAGGGAGGGAGGAGCGCGUGAUGGCCGGUGCCGCCGCUGUCGCGCUGUCCCUCGCUGCGCUGCCGGCCGCCGCCGCCUCUCCUCCGCUGCCAGCUCCCGGCCACCGCGCCGCCGCCAUGGCCGAGGAGGAGACCUCCAGCGAAGGGUUAGGAUGGUUAUUCAGCUGGCUUCCUGCCUGGUGUCCCACUUCACUGCUACACCUUAAAGAGGCUGAGGACAAAAUGCUAAAAUGUAUUGCAAGCACAUACAAUAAACAAUAUGUGUAUAUAUCUAAUGGAAAUAAAAUAUGGACGCUGACAUUCUCUCCAGACCUUUCACAUAAAACUCCGCUUGUUCUCCUGCAUGGGUUUGGAGGAGGUGUUGGACUGUGGGCUCUCAAUUUUGAAGAUCUCUGUGAGAACAGGACCGUUCAUGCUUUUGACCUCUUGGGAUUUGGACGUAGCAGUAGACCGCACUUUGACACUGAUGCUCAGGAAGCAGAAAAUCAGUUUGUGGAAUCCAUAGAAGAAUGGAGAAAGGAGGUGGGGUUAGAAAAAAUGAUUUUACUUGGACACAACCUAGGUGGAUUCCUGGCUGCUGCUUACUCAUUAAAAUACCCAUCAAGGGUCAAACAUCUUAUCUUAGUGGAGCCAUGGGGUUUUCCGGAGAGGCCUGACAAUGCUGACCAUGAAAGACCAAUUCCAAUUUGGAUCAAAGCACUAGGAGCUAUAUUGAGUCCCUUUAAUCCGUUAGCUGGGCUGAGGAUAGCAGGACCCUUUGGAUUGAGCCUUGUUCAGCGUUUAAGACCAGAUUUCAAGCGAAAAUACUCAUCAAUGUUUGAUGAUAACACUGUGGCUGAAUAUAUCUAUCACUGCAAUGUGCAGUCACCCAGUGGUGAAACAGCUUUCAAGAACAUGACAAUCCCUUACGGGUGGGCAAAAAGGCCGAUGCUGCAACGGAUUCCACAAAUGGAUCAAAACAUUCCUAUCACUGUGGUCUAUGGAGCACGUUCAUGUAUAGAUGGCAAUUCUGGCAGCACUAUCCAGUCCCUGAGACCAAAUUCGUAUGUGAAGACACUAGCUAUCCUUGGUGCAGGUCAUUAUGUGUAUGCUGAUCAACCUGAAGACUUCAAUCAGAAAGUGAAAGAUAUCUGUGAUUCUGUGGACUGACUGUCUUCUGUUCUUCAGAAAGUCAUACCGUAGAUAGCAUUCAAUAGCAAUACUCUCUAGGAAAUCACUAAGGAACUCGGAGCUAAUGGAACAGGCUCUGUUUGCACACUGUUUCUUCUAAGAAGCCAUUUGCACACUUAAACCACUGAGUGCCUUUUGAGGGGCGGGGGGGUUAGGGAGAUUUGAAGCAAACUUUGCUUUAGAUUAUUGGCCUCUCAUAUAUGAAAUUACAUGUAACUUUUUAAACUGGAAUUUUCUUCAAAAUUUAGUUGAAUUUUGCACAUGUUGGUCUCUAGAAAUGUUGAAUUCUCCACUAGCACAGGGAACUGUAUUGAUACAGAGACAAUGUAUAAAAUGCAAUUUGGUUUCUUUACAAACAUCCGUAUUUUUUAGUUGAUGUUUCAUAGCAAGAAUAUGAAAUCACUCAUGUAUUUUCUUUUUGAAAUCCAGAGCUCCAUACACAAUACUUUAAGAGGGUGUUGGUUUCUUUUAUUGGAGUGAUAACAGCUUAUGAAGCUGAUUUUGGGAGAAGGGCAAGGCCAAAAUAAUGAGCAGUGUCUGCCACUGAAAUACAUGUGUUACUUUGUAAGGAAUUGGGGCUUCAUACUAGGAACUCUUUCUUCUGUUGGAUUUUAUUUCCAUUUAUCUCAAGGAGUCUUUUUUUCCAUCUGUGCAGCUUUUAUGGAAGGCUCACUUUAUUAAGAGUUGAUGAUGUCCCCAGCACUCAUGCUUACAUAUCAAAAAUAUUUUGAUAUGUAGAUUUCAGUGACUUAAAAUGCAGAAGAUGGCUUGCUAGUUAGUCCAUCUAUUUUUAACAUUUUUCUGCAAGAUUUGUUACUAGCCUAAAUCUAACAAUUGUAAGUUGACGAGAUUUUGCUAACGGGUAGGUAAUUCCUUUUCUCUUCAGACAGAAAACCUAGUCCGCUUUUUAGUAAUUUCAGGGUGGAGGAGAGGCAGAGGGAAAAUACCGAUGUUCUCUAAUCGGGAACUACAACAGCAUAGUGUAUUUCAGUUAACGUGCAGCCUCCUUAUAGGAAGGAUUAUUACUGGAAUGAACAAUACCACUGUAACAAAUUAUAAUUAUAUGUUUUGGUGAUUGUUUAUAUAAGUAUAAAUGUUAAUUGAGUAUUUCAUUACUGGAGAUAAUCCAGUCUCUGCAUCUUUUUGAAAUCGUAGGUUAGUUCUUCACAUGCUUAGUAAAUUAUAUUAAGCAAAAUACUUUGUCACUUUAAAGCCAAAUUAUGUGGUGGUUUGUUUUUUAACAAGUUUACAUGAAACUAUUGAUCUGCUUUUGAAUCUUAAAUUGACUACUGAAGAGUUCUUGAUACUUUUAUACAUAGAGAAUUUGAAUUAACGAUAGCACCAUUUUAAAGCUUGAGUGGAAUUCAGUGCAUUUUUUUCUCAAAUUAAGGAAUUGUUGCACAUAUUUAUGAUGUGGAAGGCAAAGAUACCUAAAAUAUUCAGGAAGUACUCUGAUUAUGUUACCAGCUGAACAUAAUCUCCCUCUUUUUGAAGGAGAUAUUUAUCUAUAUGGUGCUAUGUAAACAUCAAACAGUCUUUGUUGACUGCCUUGACUGGUAGCACUUAAUAUCUAACAAGCUAAAGUUUUUAAUUAACAUUUACUAUUGAAUUACUUUUUCAAUUAGCAGAUGCCAGAUUUUUUUAAACAAAGUUUUCGGUUAUUUGCUAAAAUCUUGAAUUCAAAAUGGAAAAUCAGAAUAUCAAUUGUAUUUUUUAAUAUAAGCUAUAAAUUAUCAGUCAUGCCACCGUUUAGGUGGAUGCCUUCAGUAUGUAUUUUCUCACCCUUUUCAGUGUCUUAAUUUGUAUUUUUCAACUUAAACAGCUGUUCUGUUUGUAAAAAUGUAGUGCAAAAAUAUACUGAGUCUCCUCCAAAUAACAAAUGUGAAACAAACUUGGUAUUUGCAAAUAGCACUUACUGAAUGGAAUUCUAGAUUCCACAUCAAAAGAUGGAAGUAGGGAUAAAAAUUGCACACUGAAUAUGAAUAUUGUUUUAAAUAUCCCUUGCUUUUUCAGCUUAUUGUACUAAUAAGACUUACUGCUUAAGUUUUGCACGAUAAAAAAAAAAAAUCUUAAAUGUUAUGUUUGAUUAAUAUUAAGACAUGGUGUUGCUUUUGUAAAAAUUAUGUAAUGAAGCCCUAGAAAUCAAGCGUAAUUAACAAGCUGAGCUAAACCAUCCCCAAAACCAUGGUAAUGCUUACUUUCAAAUGUCUCAAUGUUCUUAGGUUUUCUUGUUUGUAACUGAAACUGGUAACCAUUUUUCAACAAGUAGCUGCAAGUUCAGAAUGCUGGUUGUAUAUACAAAGAAAAUGUUUGUUGGUUGUCUUCCAAGCAGUAUUAGAUACUGUUGUGAAGGUCAAGGUGGAGUAUUGAAUAUCCUAUUGUGUGCAACAUAACCCAAUAAAGUUACUCUACUAAACAUCCGAAGAGGUGCUGAACAGAAAAUGAAUGGCACAUACUAAAAAGACAUGGGAGCUAGACCUUUUGUGAGCAAUUACUGUCUAGGAGCAAGCUCGGUUUUUCCAAUAGUUCUGUAUCAGUGCGAUGACCAGUUGCUUAAAUGUACUGCAGUGAGCACUGAAUACUGAAUGCUGUUUUUAUUACAGUGCUAUAAAAUAAGACGAGAAUCACAGGCAUGAAGAUACCCAAAGAUCUAUCCUGUUCUAGCAACAAAAUGAAGACAGCUGUGUACCAGAGGCUAGGGCAUAACAAAAAGAAUCCAAAAUAUUAAUAAAAAUCAAAGAUUAACUGUCUAAGUCUCCAGGACACGCUCUUCUUCCUGGGGUUGUUGUGAUAAAAUUUUAUUAAAGUAACUUAGUAAUAUUUUGUUUGCAUGGCUGAGUUCAUCUUGUUACUUAUUGAACCCUGCCAGAUUAGAUUUUAGUUCUGAAAAACUGAUUUUCAGAGAAGUAAUUUAUUGAUAAGAUUCUAUAAUAAAACAUUUGCAACAAUCACAA